This is a messenger RNA of Daldinia caldariorum, 1606 nucleotides long. RefSeq names its product rab-GTPase-TBC domain-containing protein. Lineage: Eukaryota; Fungi; Ascomycota; Sordariomycetes; Xylariales; Hypoxylaceae. The coding region runs from base 138 to 1316 and encodes 392 amino acids. The record is from RefSeq and is a predicted model, not a curated record. Gene Ontology annotation, biological process: endoplasmic reticulum to Golgi vesicle-mediated transport; positive regulation of GTPase activity. Gene Ontology annotation, cellular component: endoplasmic reticulum membrane. The transcript has 3 exons. Gene Ontology annotation, molecular function: GTPase activator activity.
UGCAUGGUGCCAAAUGCCAAAGUUGUGACCCUCAUAGGGCAGCAGCAUGUCAUUUGCCCAUAUAGACGCACAAAGCACCAAGUAAGGCAACUUGACGCGCAGCAGGAAACGGGCGAGACCGAGGUGUAAUCGAUCCUAUGGCCUGGGAUUAUAAGGUCAUCGACGGCAGCGAGGAGAAAACCGACCUGGGUUUUCGUGAUGAGCCCGCAUUAAACCACAAGCGUACCCGCAUCCUAGAUGCAUGCAAGCGGAGAGACAUCGACGAUCUCCAAGCCUUAGCUAUAUCGAGGGGUGGAUUUCUCACCGACGCCAUCCGUUGCCAAGCAUGGCCGAUAUUACUGGGCGUUCACGUCGACCAGCGCGGGGAGCAGGAUGGAAUCUCCGAUUCAUGGACAACGCUAAAGAAGCAUCGAGACGAGGGCCAGGUCAAGCUGGACGUCAAUCGGAGUUUCGUUUACUACCCAAAUGAUGAUACCCAGGCGCAGCUCGACGAGAAGAAGUCGCAGCUCUCAGACCUUAUCACCGAGGUGCUCCGACGGCAGCCAUACCUCUGUUACUUCCAAGGCUAUCACGACAUAUGCCAGGUCUUCUUACUAGUUCUUCCACCAGCCACGCGUGCCGCGGCUGUCGCCCGCCUAUCCGCGCUGCGCAUCAGGGACUUUAUGCUACCAAGCCUGAACCCGUCUGUUGCGCAACUAAGGCUGAUCCCAGACAUUCUUCGGGCUGCAGACCCGACGCUGUACGCCCAUGUAUCACGAACGGAGCCCUUCUUCGCGCUGCCAGACACGCUGACCAUGUUUGCUCACAACGUGCGACGGUACAGCGAUAUCGCGCGGUUGUUUGACGCCCUGCUGGCCCGCGAACAGGCUUUUACGCUUUACGUCUUCGCCCAGAUCGUCCUACGUCGCCGGGACGAACUUUUCCUGCAGGACGAGCCCGAUAUGCUGCACUUUACCCUCUCUAAGCUCCCCCAGGAUCUAGACCUCGACGCCCUUAUCGUUAAUACAGCCGCUCUUUUUGAACGCUUCCCGCCCGAGUCCCUACGCAGCUGGCGCUCGGUAUCAAGUUCCAGCACCCUGAAGACCGUUCGCGACGUGAGUGCAUGCGCGGCGCAAACCCUCGAGGAUGGACAUAGAUUCUUCGAGAAACAUCACCGCGAGCUCAUAUGGGCACAACGGCGGGACAAGGUGCUCCGGACGGCAUGGGCCAACAGGGCAUUGAUCCUGGCCGUGGUUGUCGGCGCCGGCGCCGUGUACUUCCGGAAGGCGCCUAUCUGGUCGAAUCUCGCUUGGUCGGUACCAGACCAUUAUUUCUAGGAUACCAGGAUGGUCGAUCGACGGUUCGUGGGAUGUCAGGAUGUUUUCUACUUUUUACGAGAGUACGUGAGAAAGUGUAUGACAGCAGGUUAGGUUAGGUUAGGUUAAGGUAGGGUAAAGGGCUUGGGUUUGGGUUUAUGAUAUACUUGCGCGCAACUCGAGGUUUUGGAUCACACUGGUAGGCACAAUUAUAGAACAACAUAUAUACUCUGAAGACAGACAUUGUUACGAUCGGGUUUUAGGACAAGACGGAAGGGCGGGUGGUAAUUGUGAUACGAAAAGAACAUACU